GAAAAUUAAUGAAUUGGCGGCGGUGGAAGCUUCUCAAAACGAGGUCUUGACCCGUGUCAGUCAGUCUCAGGGUACAGAGGACACUCCUGUAGAGCCUAACCGCAUGACCAGAGACGAGUAGAUGGAAGUCGUCGACGGAGCUUACGGUUUACAACCAAGAAAGAAAGGAAGAGUUCCUUUGUCAAGUGUUGUAGCUAAGAAAUUCACCACCACCAAUAAGCCUAGCAGCCAAUCUGUGAUCUCGACGCGACCAUGUGACACAUCAUACGUCGUGGGUAAGAUUGGUCAAUACUUGUUGAAGAAUGUUGAAGCCUCUUUGGUUUUAAGCUUUCUUCCCACUAUUAAACACGAGUUAGACGGUGCACAAACGACCUGGGAUGUCGUUCAGCGACUCAUUGAUUCUCAACCCUUAAAGGACUUGCUUCCGCAGCCUAUAUACAUGGAUAUCAUGAGGAUGGCAUUUAAUGAGCAUGCAACUAUAAGUGAUGGGGAGGCUAGAGGAGGUACUGUAGGAAGUAGCAGUACGAUACGACAUUUUGAUGCAGCCGCUGCCGACGAUAGGGAUCACGACGAUAGGGACCAAGAUGACUACGAUGAAUGAGUACUGAGUUAGACUUUUUUGUUACUUUUAUCGACUUUUGGAUUGUGUUGAGCAUAUAAUGACCUCCGGAUUAUAUAUAUACGUGAAGUUAUACUUUUUUGUUA
Molecule: messenger RNA, 705 nt
Organism: Asparagus officinalis (garden asparagus)
Lineage: Eukaryota; Viridiplantae; Streptophyta; Magnoliopsida; Asparagales; Asparagaceae
Exons: 3
Coding region: 122-601 (159 amino acids)
Source: RefSeq, a predicted model, not a curated record